AUGGCACCUUGCGACUUUUACUUGUUUCUGAAGAUAAAGUCUGCCUUAAAAGGAAUCCGGUUUGAGUCGAUGGAAGAGGUGAAACAAAAAUCGGCGGAACUCCUGAAUGGUCUUACGAAAACAGACUUCCAGCACUGCCUCGAGCAAUGGAAGAAACGAAUGAAACGGUGUGUGGCGAGGGGAGGGGAGUAUAUUGAAGGGGAGCAUUUGAAUGUAGAAUAA
Messenger RNA from Cinara cedri, 222 nucleotides. The record is from the annotation of a GenBank genome assembly. Lineage: Eukaryota; Metazoa; Arthropoda; Insecta; Hemiptera; Aphididae.